AGGAGGCUGGCGCGGCUGGGAGAGCAGCUGCUGACAGAGGUGAAGGCAUUGCGGAAGGUCAGGCUGCGGCGGGCCAACGCGUCCAGGAAUGUCAUCUUCUGUGAAGGCGCUGGGUCAGGCCAGGCCCUUGGGUGCCGGCCUGGCCCCGAUGACCUGCUGCUGCUCCCUGGCGACCCUGCAGAGGUGGCUGCCCUUCCUGGCCUGGCUGCCCCACUACUCCCUGCAGUGGCUGAGGAUGGACUUCAUCGCUGGGCUCUCGGUGGGGCUGACAGUCAUUCCCCAGGCACUGGCCUAUGCGGAGGUGGCUGGACUCCCACCCCAGUACGGCCUUUACUCUGCCUUCAUGGGGUGCUUUGUGUACUUCUUCCUGGGCACCUCCCGGGAUGUGACUCUCGGCCCCACGGCCAUCAUGUCUCUCCUGGUGUCCUCCUACACCUUCCACGAGCCCGCCUAUGCCGUGCUGUUGGCCUUCCUGUCGGGCUGCAUCCAGUUAGCCAUGGGCUUCCUGCGCUUGGGGUUCCUGCUGGACUUCGUCUCCUGUCCUGUCAUCAAAGGUUUCACCUCUGCUGCUGCCAUCACCAUCGGCUUUGGGCAGAUCAAGAACCUGCUGGGACUCCAAAACAUCCCCAGGCAGUUCUUCCUGCAAGUGUAUCACACCUUCCGCAAUAUUGGAGAGACCAGGGUGGGCGAUGCUGUGCUGGGGCUGGUCUGCAUGCUGUUGCUGCUGCUGCUGAAGCUGAUGAGGGACCACACGCCUCGCGUGCACCCCGAGAUGCCGCUUGGCGUGCGGCUUAGCCACGGGCUGGUUUGGACCGCCACGACAGCUCGCAAUGCCCUGGUGGUCUCCUUUGCUGCUCUGGUCGCGUACUCCUUCGAGGUGACUGGAUACCAACCUUUUGUUCUAACUGGGAAGAUAAUCAAGGGGCUCCCUUCAGUCCUGACCCCUCCCUUCUCAGCGACCACUGCCAACAGGACAGUUUCCUUCACUGAAAUGGUACAGGACAUGGGGGUCGGGCUGGCUGUGGUGCCCCUGAUGGGUCUCCUGGAGAGCAUUGCAGUUGCCAAAUCCUUUGCAUCUCAAAAUAAUUACCGCAUCAAUGCUAACCAAGAGCUGCUGGCCAUCGGCCUGACCAACACGCUGGGAUCCUUCGUCUCUUCCUACCCGGUCACCGGCAGCUUUGGACGGACGGCUGUGAAUGCCCAGUCGGGGGUAUGCACCCCAGCGGGGGGCCUGCUAACGGGAGCCCUGGUGCUGCUGUCGCUGGACUACCUGACCUCGCUGUUCUACUACAUCCCAAAGGCCGCGCUGGCGGCCGUCAUCAUCACGGCCGUGGCCCCGCUGUUCGACGCCAAGAUCGUCAGGACGCUCUGGCGCGUGAAGAGGCUGGACUUGCUGCCGCUCUGCGUGACGUUCCUGCUGUGCUUCUGGGAGGUCCAGUAUGGCAUCCUGGCCGGGACCCUGGUGUCGGCGCUGAUUCUCCUGCACUCCGUGGCCAGACCCAACGUGCAGGUGUCUGAGGGUCCAGCGCUGGUCCUGCAGCCAGCCAGCGGCCUGCACUUCCCUGCAGUUGAGACCCUCCGGGAGGCGAUAGAAACCCAGGCUCUGGGAGCAUCACCUCCACGCUGUGCGGUCCUGGAGUGCAGCCACGUCUGCAGCAUCGACUACACGGUCGUGCUGGGGCUCGGGGAGCUCCUGGAAGACUUCCAGAGGCGGGGCGUCACCCUCGCCUUUGUCGGCCUGCAGGUCCCCGUUCUCCAUGUCCUGCUGUCUGCUGACCUGAAGGGCGUCCUGUACUUCUCCACCCUGGAAGAAGCAGAGAAAUACCUGAAUCAGGAACCGGAGCCCCCGCCCUACAACAUCAGGGACGAUUCUGUCCCAGAACAUAAGGUCGCCCUGUUGAAGGCCUGACUGGGCAACUGGUGGGCGCACGGUGUUUGGACUGCCUCGCAGAAGGUCCUUGUCACUGUGGAGCCGGGUGCUGCCUUGUAAAUGCGCUGGCUUGAAGGUCUGAGGAAGCUGGGGCAGGUGACCCCGGGGGAGGGAGAGGGACCGGGCGACCAGGCCCAUAGGUGGGCCUCCCGGACUUCCUCCAGGGUGAUUGAACAGUCACCUCCCUACCGUUCCGGGGAGCAAGACCUCUUCUUAAGAGUGGUCUGGAGAGAACCUUCUAGAAUGACAGACCAUGGGAGAAGGGAAGGAGCAGGGACUUCAGCCUGGUUGCGGGGGGCAGUCUUUGCAGCCCAGCACCUUCCUGGGUUGUGGGGGAAGGAAGUGGGGUCGGGGGUCGCAGAGGUGGGUUCCGAUCCUGAUGGCGGCAUCUGUGCUGUUCUGGGAUGAAAACCAAGGUGUGCCAAAUGAUUCAAAGUGUCUGCUAAAAAUGAUUUUGUUGCGUUUUUUAAAGUUAAAAGUCAUAGCUUUGGUGUUUUUGUGAAAGUCAUAAAUGGCUUAUUGUAAAAACUACAGGAGACCAUCCCUCCCAGGCCACAUGGGUCAGUGUUGGCCCUGGACCCCUCCCUCCAGUACGUGUACGUGCCUCUACGUUAGCACGUGGUGUGUGUUCAGUCUCACGUAAGUGGGAUCACGUCAUCCAUGGUGCUCUGUAACCCACAUUUCUAUGCAGUCAGUACUGUGAAUUAUUUAUUGUAAUAAUAAAUAGAGAAGACGUGA
Hipposideros armiger (great roundleaf bat) is the source of this 2668-nucleotide messenger RNA. It is a transcript of the gene SLC26A11, whose product is annotated as solute carrier family 26 member 11. Gene Ontology annotation, cellular component: membrane. Gene Ontology annotation, molecular function: secondary active sulfate transmembrane transporter activity. Gene Ontology annotation, biological process: sulfate transmembrane transport. The record is from RefSeq and is a predicted model, not a curated record. The transcript is spliced from 17 exons. Lineage: Eukaryota; Metazoa; Chordata; Mammalia; Chiroptera; Hipposideridae. The coding region runs from base 89 to 1909 and encodes 606 amino acids.